Molecule: messenger RNA, 5145 nt
Organism: Knipowitschia caucasica
Lineage: Eukaryota; Metazoa; Chordata; Actinopteri; Gobiiformes; Gobiidae
Source: the annotation of a GenBank genome assembly
AUGUCGGCCUGGACUCAGCUGGGACUCCUGCUGUGGAAGAACUUCACCUACAGACGGCGUCAGACCUUGCAGCUGCUGGUGGAGAUCUUGUGGCCGCUCUUCAUCUUCUUCAUCCUCAUUGCCGUCCGCCUCAACUACCCUCCGUACGAGCAGCAUGAGUGUCAUUUCCCAAACAAAGCCAUGCCGUCGGCGGGUACGUUGCCGUGGAUACAGGGCAUCCUGUGUAACGCCAACAACCCAUGCUUCAGGAGCCCCACUCCGGGAGAGUCUCCGGGGGUCGUUGGGAACUUCAACGACUCCAUAAUCUCUCGACUUUUCUCCGAUGCCAAGAAGAUCCUGCUGUACAGCCAGAAUGACAAGAACCUGGAGGGCUUCAAGGAGCUGUCCUCUGCUCUGCGGGAACUACAGGAGAGCAGAGCAGGGUUCCAGCUGAGACACUUCUUACAGGAGAACGAGACCUUGAGCUACUUUCUGAAGAACAACGCUUCAUUACCUCAGAGCAGCGUGGAUCACAUCCUGUCUGCUCCAGUUAACCUCAACCAGAUCCUGCUGAAGGGCUUUGGUGUGCACCUCACAGACUUGUGCCCCUCUAAACCAAGAAGCCGCAACCUGAGUGAAUACAUAACCAUCUCUGACCCUGCUCUCCAAUCAGAGCUCAUGGACAAGAUCUGCACAGCGCCGCCCUCCUGGCUGCAGGCGGCAGAGCAACUCUUCCUGCAGAACCUCGACUUCUUCAGACCCGUCAAGCAGCAGCAGAAGAGCGGCAUGACCUCUGAUCCCGAGGCGGUCAAUCGUGUUGCUGUGGCGACCAACAACCUGCUGGACACCAUGGGCCUGCUGGCGGUGGAGCUCGCCGGGAUGAAGUCUUGGUUGGACCUACGCAACGAAAUUGUGUUCCUGACGCACAACGCCACGUCUUCGCCGAGCGUUCUCUACUCUGCCGUGUCGCGCAUUGUGUGUGGUCAUCCGGAGGGAGGGGGGCUGCAGAUCAAGAGCCUCAACUGGUACGAAGACAGCAACUACAAGGCCCUGUUCGGAGGCAACAGCAACUCCAGCGAGGAGCAGCCCCACCAGCUCUACGACAACUCCUCCACUCCGUACUGCAACAGCCUGGUGAAGAACCUGGACUCUAACCCCAUGUCAAGGAUGAUCUGGACCGCCAUCAAGCCCCUGCUGCUGGGACAGAUCCUCUACACCCCCCACACGCCCCUCACACAGAAGAUCAUCCACCAGGUGAACCGGACGUUCCAGGAACUGGGGGUCUUCCGAGACCUGGGCGGCAUGUGGGAUGAGAUGAGGCCUAAAGUUUGGAAGUUCAUGGAGAGCAGUGAGCAGAUCAACCUGUUCAGGAGCCUGCUGCGGAACAACGUGACGGCUCGGUACUUCAGCGCCCAGCUCGCAGGCACUGAUUGGACGGUGGACGACGUGAGCCGCUUCCUGGCCAGAGAGGAAGAGCCGGGACGAGGCGGUGCUCUGACCUGGAGAGAUGUGUUCAACGAAACCGACCAAGCCAUCGCCAGCAUCUCGCGCUUCAUGGAGUGUGUGAACCUGGACAAGCUGCAGCCCGUGGCCACAGAGGAGCUGCUGGUGAACCGCUCCAUGGUUCUACUGGAGGACCGAAAGUUCUGGGCCGGGAUCGUCUUCAAUAUCUCCCACAACGCCUCCGAGCUGCCCCCACACCUGAACUACAAAAUCCGCAUGGACAUCGACAACGUGGAGAGGACCAACAAGAUCAAGGACGCAUACUGGGACCCCGGACCCCGUGCGGACCCCUUCGAGGACAUGCGUUACAUCUGGGGAGGCUUCACGUACCUCCAGGACGUCGUCGAGCAGGGCAUUGUCCGUGCCAUGACUGGGACCAAGGAGAGGACCGGAGUCUACCUCCAGCAGAUGCCCUAUCCCUGCUACGUGGACGACAUCUUCCUGCGCGUCAUGUCCCGCUCCAUGCCGCUCUUCAUGACCCUGGCCUGGAUGUACUCGGUGGCCAUCAUCCUGAAGAGUGUGGUGUAUGAGAAGGAGGCGCGGCUGAAGGAGACCAUGCGCAUCAUGGGCCUGAACAACGGCAUGCUGUGGUUCAGCUGGUUCAUCAGCAGCCUGGUGCCUCUGCUGGUCAGCGCCGCGCUCCUGGUGCUGCUGCUCAAGCUGGGGAACCUGCUUCCAUACUCAGACCCAGGCGUGGUCUUCUUGUUCCUGGGCUCCUACGCGGUGGUGACCAUCAUGCAGUGCUUCCUGCUCAGCACAGCGUUUGCCAGAGCCAACCUGGCAGCCGCCUGCGGAGGCAUCAUCUACUUCACCCUGUACCUGCCCUACGUGCUCUGUGUGGCCUGGUCCGACUACAUCGGCUUCGGGGCCAAAGUCUUUGCUUCGCUCCUGUCCCCUGUGGCUUUCGGCUUUGGCUGCGAGUACUUCUCCUUGUUUGAGGAACAGGGCGUGGGCAUCCAGUGGUCCAACCUCCUGAGCAGUCCGCUGGAGGAGGACGACUUCAGUCUGCGCACAGCCAUUGGCCUCAUGUACGUGGACGCGGUGCUGUACGGGAUCCUCACCUGGUACCUGGAGGCUGUCUUCCCAGGUCAGUACGGGAUCCCUCGGCGCUGGUUCUUCCCCUUCACUAAGUCCUACUGGUUUGGAGAGAAAGAUGGAGAAAGCAAGGUGCCUUUGAACCGCAGACGCAACCCUGGAGUGAUAGUGAUGGAGGAGGAGCCUGCUCACCUGGACCCUGGAGUCUACAUCGAGGACCUAGUGAAGGUUUACAGACACGGCAACAAACUGGCUGUGGAUGGACUCACUCUGGGUUUCUACGAAGGACAGAUCACCUCCUUCUUAGGACACAAUGGAGCCGGCAAAACCACCACCAUGUCGAUCCUGACAGGACUGUUCCCGCCCACUUCUGGCACCGCCUACAUUCUGGGCAGAGACAUCAAAUCAGACCUGAGCGCCAUCCGCCAGAGCCUGGGAGUGUGUCCUCAGCACAAUGUGCUCUUCAGCAUGUUGACGGUGGAGGAGCACAUCUGGUUCUACGCCCGUCUCAAAGGGCUGAGCGAGGCCCAGGUGAAAUCAGAGAUGGAGCAGAUCCUGAAGGACACUGGCCUGCCUCACAAACGCACGGCCCGCACAAGCGCUCUCUCCGGGGGCAUGCAGAGGAAGCUCAGCGUGGCCCUGGCCUUUGUGGGCGGGGCCAAAGUGGUCAUCCUGGACGAGCCCACGGCCGGAGUAGAUCCGUUCGCCCGUCGCGGCAUCUGGGACCUGCUGCUCAAGUACCGCUCGGGGAGGACCAUCAUCCUGUCCACUCACCACAUGGACGAGGCGGACAUCUUGGGGGACCGCAUCGCCAUCAUCUCCCACGGGAAGCUCUGCUGCGUGGGCUCCUCCCUGUUCCUCAAGACUCACCUGGGAACUGGCUACUACCUGACACUGGUGAAGAAGGAGCCCGAGCCCUCCAUGAGCUCCUGCAGGAACUCCUCCUCCACAGUGUCCGACUGCAAAAAGGAUGAAGAUGGCGCAUCGAUCAGCUCCAGUGACGCAGGACUUGGCUCUGAACACGAGAGUGAAGCAGCCACCAUCGACCCCCCCAGCAGCAGUGUGGGUGGCGCCUCUACUGACCCCCCCACGGAUCACCCCAUGGUCCCGGCUAACAUCGCCCACGUGUCUGCUCUCGUCCUGGGCCACAUCCCGGGGGCACGCCUGGUGGAGGACCUGGGUCACGAGCUCACUUACAUCCUGCCCUACUCCGCUGCCAAAGACGGGGCCUUCCCAGACCUGUUCCGGGCCCUGGACCAGAACUUACACCAACUGGGCAUCUCCAGCUACGGAGUGUCCGAUACCAGUCUGGAGGAGAUCUUUCUGAAAGUAGCGGAGGACAAUGGAGUGGAUACAGACGUUCCCUCAGAUGGGACUCUUCCCGUACGGGUCAGACGCAGGCGGAGGACCCACGCCUUUGGAGGAGGAGAUCACCAGAGCUGUCUGAAGCCCCUAACAGAGGACGACCUGCAGGGGAAUGAGUCUGAGGGAGACCCAGCAGAGGACCCGGACUGGCUGAACUGCACAGAGGGGAAGGGCUCGUACAGUGUGAGCGGCUGGGCCCUGAGGAGGCAGCAGUUUGUGGCACUCAUCUGGAAGCGCUUCCUCUACGCCAGGCGCUCCCGUAAAGGAUUCUUUGCUCAGAUUGUUCUCCCGGCCGUGUUCGUGUGCAUUGCUCUGGUCUUCAGCCUCAUCGUCCCACCUUUUGGAAAGUACCCCAGUCUGGAGCUGCAGCCCUGGAUGUAUGAGGACCAGGUCACCUUCAUCAGCGACGAUGCUCCCGGAGACGUGAAAAUGCAGAAGCUCCUCAGUGCUCUUCAGGAGGACCCGGGCUUUGGGACGCGCUGCAUGAAAGACUACUCCAUACCCCACGACUCAGUGAAGCUGAUCAAGUUCGCGGACGACACCACCCUCAUUGGACUCAUCUCCAACAACGAUGAGUCCGCCUACAGGAGGGAGGUGGACCGGCUGGUGUCCUGGUGCAGUGGUAACAACCUGGAGCUGAACGCCCAGAAGACAGUGGAGAUGAUUGUGGACUUCAGGAAGAGCACUGUCCCCCCGCCCCCACCCUCCGUGAUGGACUCCCCCAUCACCUUUGUGGAGUCCUUCCGUUUCCUGGGCACCACCAUCACCCAGGACCUCAAGUGGAAGCCGACCAUCAGCUCCCUCAUCAAGAAGGCCCAGCAGAGGAUGUACUUCCUGCGGCACCUCAGGAAAGCCAAGUUGCCUGCACAGAUGUUGGUGCAGUUCUACACGGCCAUCAUCGAGUCCAUCCUCACCUCCUCCAUCACCGUGUGGUUCGCUGGAGCCACAGUCAGGGACAAACAGAGACUACAGCGCAUUGUGCGCUCUGCAGAGGAAGUGAUCGGCCGCAGCCUUCCAUCGCUGCAGGACCUGGAUACGCCGUGCACCAUGGGGGACGAGGAGUGGUCGGUCCCCCCUGUCCCAGAGGACGUGCUGGAGGUCUUCUCUUCUCCGAGUAACUGGUCCAUGAGCGAGCCCUCCCCUGCCUGCUACUGCAGCUGUGACGGCAACAAGCGCAUGCUGCCAGAGUGUCCCCCUGGAGCCGGAGGACUGCCCCCGCCCCAGGUCAGACACAGCACCUCACACCCUCACACUGGAACCUAA